CGCAGACUAAAAACAAUAGAAUGUGUAAAUGUUUAAACAACUUGAAUGCAUCUGCUUUAUUAUUUUCAAACGUGUGAAUACUAUUUACGUACCUGAAUCAUCCGGUGCGUCUUGCAUGUCCGUGUCCCCCUCCGUCACUACUCAGGGGGGAUUCCCCUAUAAUACCGGCAAGGGGGUUGAACUCCGGUGUCCUUUCCUCCGCCGUGGCAGAACACUUCUAGGUAAUGCAUGUUCAGCAGUAGUAUCUGUAAACGAGAGGAAGAACCAGCACUGGAGUUGUCAGUGCCUUGUUCUCGGCAGAGUUCUCCCACACGCUCACGAACUGAGAGAUGAACCUCUCUGUGGCUAUUGUCGUUCUUACUGCGGUCGUCUGCACUUCGGCAGAAAUUCCUCAUGAGACCGUCUAUGUGCAGGGCUGUCUUGAGAAUACAAAGGUGGAGGCGGAGGCAGAGCUUCAGGUGGAUGGGGAGGAAGUGGUAUAUGCUGACUUCCAGAGUGGACAGGAAGUUUGGACAUUGCCUGAGUUCCUGGGGCCAUUCCCAAGCUCCACUGUUCGUAACUUCUACAAGAAUGCCGUUAAAGGCAGACGAUUGUGUCAGGAUGCCUUGGCUCUUUGGAUAUUAGAAGAAAAGUGUCCACCUGAGGUAAAAGAUGCCCCUGAGAGCACCAUCUACCCCAGGGCUGAGGAGGUGCUGGGGGUGGAGAACACCCUUAUCUGCUUUGCCAAUCAUUUCUACCCCCCGCCUGUCAAAGUCAACUGGACCAAGAAUGGCCUGGAGGUGACUGAGGGAGCGUCUCUCAGUCGGUACUAUCCUAAUAAAGAUGGAACGUUCCACCAGUUCUCCAGCCUGAGUUUCACUCCACAGGAGGGGGAUGUCUAUGCCUGCACUGUGGAGCACACAGCCUUGGAGGACCCCAAAACCAGGUUCUGGGAGUAUAAGAUACAUGAGGUGAGUGGGUCCAGUGCUGGUCCUGCUGUAUUCUGUGGAGUGGGCCUGACUCUGGGACUGUUGGGAGUGGCUACCGGAACAUUCCUGUACGUCAAAGGACAACAGUUUAACUGAAUUGUGACAUAUAUGAAAUCUAAAAAAUCGUCUUUUGCAGUUGUAGGUAAACAAUGUGACAAAAUUAGUGGCGUACCGCAGUUGCAUAUUUUUUGUUGAGGGGGGAAACAGCUAAUGUCGUACAAUUUGACACAUUUUGCCAUCGGGCAAAGAAAAAUAGGCAGUUUUAUAACUAAUCUCAUGCUAUAUUGCCAUGAGGC
Molecule: messenger RNA, 1264 nt
Organism: Oncorhynchus mykiss (rainbow trout)
Lineage: Eukaryota; Metazoa; Chordata; Actinopteri; Salmoniformes; Salmonidae
Source: RefSeq, a predicted model, not a curated record